Messenger RNA from Staurois parvus, 313 nucleotides. The record is from the annotation of a GenBank genome assembly. NCBI's taxonomy places the organism in Eukaryota, Metazoa, Chordata, Amphibia, Anura, Ranidae.
UGAUCACAUGUACACACGGAAAUGCCGGUUAUCGGCAUUUCUCUCCUCUCGAGCUGGCACUGAUGAUCAGUGUGCCCUGAUGAUCAGUGUGGCCCCAGAAGUGCCACCUGUCAGUGCUCAUCAGUGCCACGUGCCAGUGCCCAUCAGUGCCACGUGCCAGUGCCUAUCAGUGCCACAUCAAUGCCACAUAUCAGUGCAUACCAGUGCACAUCAAUGCCACAUAUCAGUGCCCAUCUGAGCUGCCUUUCAAUGUCACCCAUCAGUGCCAGUCAGUGCCACCUAUCAUGCCAAUCAGUGCUGCCAAUCAGUGCCA